Messenger RNA from Periophthalmus magnuspinnatus, 2965 nucleotides. RefSeq names its product coiled-coil domain-containing protein 134-like. The transcript has 7 exons. The record is from RefSeq and is a predicted model, not a curated record. The coding region runs from base 1463 to 2152 and encodes 229 amino acids. NCBI's taxonomy places the organism in Eukaryota, Metazoa, Chordata, Actinopteri, Gobiiformes, Gobiidae.
AUCCAGAGAAGCACAUUUCACCCUCCUCCUUCAGAGCGGGACGAGCAGCGAGUGAGAAACAUCCUGGAGUCCCUCAGUCCACAGACCGCAGACAACAUCCAGUGUCCUUCAGUGGAGGUUCAGUCACACGUCAGCUCUGCAAACAGCGUCUGUCUGUAGCACCACAUUUAUUCUCUAAGAAACAACCUAGAAAUUCUCAUUCAAAGAACACACAGCUUCAAAAACUCUGCAGGUUUUCUGAUUCUGUUUUGUCAGCGUUUCAUAACAUUUUUGUUCUGUCGUCUGUCUCUGUUCACAGAUUUGUCAGUUUUACAUAUGGUAAUGUUGUUUUAAAAGCCUGAAUGUUUUCGGUUUUCACUGAGUUAAAAUAAUCUGAGGUGAUCGGUAAAUCAUAAUAUGCAUUGCAAAAAUAUGUAAUUUUUUUUAUUAAUCACAUCUUAUAACCAAGAGUCUUUGUAUUAUUCCUUUAAUAUGUGUAUCUAACAUUUGACCUUAUGAUUUAAAUUGAUUUAUCAAAUAUUAAUACAUUAAAGUAAAGAUUAAAAAAUGUAAAGUAUUUGAAAUAAUUUACUUCUUAUGCAUAUUUAAAAUAACUGAUGUGUUGUUUUUAUUGUGUUAUUAUCUUUAAAUGCUAAAUCUAGUGUUUCUAAUGUUAAAUCUAGUGUUUUUAAUGUUAAAUCUAGUGUUUUUAAUGUUAAAUCUAGUGUUUCUAAUGUUAAAUCUAGUGUUUUUAAUGUUAAAUCUAGUGUUUUUAAUGUUAAAUCUAGUGUUUCUAAUGUUAAAUCUAGUGUUUCUAAUGUUAAAUCUAGUGUUUCUAAUGUUAAAUGUAGUAUUUUUAAUGUUAAAUCUAGUGUUUUUAAUGUUAAAUCUAGUGUUUUUAAUGUUAAAUCUAGUAUUUUUAAUGUUAAAUCUAGUGUUUUUAAUGUUAAAUCUAGUGUUUUUAAUGUUAAAUCUAGUGUUUUUAAUGUUAAAUCUAGUGUUUCUAAUGUUAAAUCUAGUGUUUUUAAUGUUAAAUCUAGUAUUUCUAAUGUUAAAUCCAGUAUUUUUAAUGUUAAAUCCAGUUUGUUGUGGUUGAGGCGGAACCUUCGUUGGUGCGCACCUCUCUGUGUGCUCAUCACUAAACGGUCCGUGUAGAAACAUCCUCUCGUGCGGAUGACUCGGUGUCAUUCGUUCAGAGCCGGUGUCAUUCGUUCAGAGCCGGUUGGUCGUGGCGUUGGAGGAGCCGUGAGAGCCGUGAGAGCCGUGUGUAAACGCACCUUCACCUCGGGCUCGUUUUCAGCGGAAGGUUCUGGACAAAGUGACUGUCCCGGUCACACGCACCGCCCCGCUGACCCUGAAACGGUCCAAGAGGAGGAAGAAGCAGAAGCUGAAGCUCAGAGGAGGAAGAAGCUGAGAGCAGGCUGUCCGCAGAUCUGUUUUCUCUACAACGCGAGGCGUGCUUCUCUACCUCUGCCCUCUGACCAUGCACAGCGUCGUGGCGAUGCUCUUGGCUCUGGCCGCCGCCGCCUUCGGGUCGGUGGACACGGACGUGCACAGACCGAGACACGACUCGAACCUGGAGAUCUACAAGCGGCUGUUUGAGACCAAGAGGAAAGACCAGCUGAACGCUCUGAAGAACCUCGUGGAGCUCAACGACAUCAACCAGCAGUACAAGAUUAUCGACAUCAUGCUCAAAGGGCUUUUUAAGGUCUUGGAAGACUCGCGGCAGGUGCUCGUCGCGGCGAACAUGCAGCCCGACGACCCGUUCCCCAUGGACGACAAGAUCAAAGAAGCUUACUCUCAUGUGGUGGAGAAUACGGCCUUUUUUGGAGAUGUUGCGUUAAGAUUCCCACGGAUCGUUCACCAUUACUACGACCGCAACGCCGACUGGGGCGGGCUGCUGCGAUGGGGGCUGAACUUCUGUAAUCAGACGGGCGUGUUCACUGGAGGAGCUCACCAACAUGUUCUGACACUCAUGUCACAGGAAUUGGGAAUAACAGAGAAAGCUCCAGACUUCACAAACCCGUAUCGGACAGAGAGAGAUGAUGUGCUUCACACCGCUGAAGCUUUCCAGAAAAUCCUCAGAGAAGAGGAGAAGAGGAGACGGAAGGAAGAGAAGAGGAAAGAAAUCAGGAAAGGCCCCCGCAUCUCUCGCUCGCGCUCUGAGCUAUAGCCCCGCUCUCACACACACACAGAGCCAGUGAAAAACCUGGACUGGAGGAAACGCACAGUCCAGAAGAGCCGGUUUGACACACAGACUCUAACGACAGAGAGGGGAGCUGUCAUCACUCGCACAAACGCCAGGUGCUCUUUUAAAAACUGACGAGAAACCCUCAUUGUGACAAAACCGGGGAAGAGGGUGUCGAGGUUAGUCAUUUUGGACAAAAGCCUGAAUCGCUGAACUCCCACUUUCGUUUUGAGAAUCCAACCGGAGCCGCCCACAGAACAUCACUGCAGAAGGAGCUAAUGAGGGAAACACAUUUUUGAUAAAGAUUACAUAAUUGUGCUUUUGAACAUGACUCAGUUAAGUAAAAAUAAAUUUGAAUCCAUAUUUUUGCAAUUAUCAUUUUGUGUUUUGUAGAUUGAAGCAGAGCUGUUCUUUUCUGUGGUUUGUCUUUAGAAUUACAGUUAUUGAUGGAGAAAUGUACUCAUCGGUCCAAAGGCUCUGUAGCACUUUGUUGUUGUUGUUUUAAAUCGUUUUGUUUAAUAUUUUUUAGAUAUCCCUCGUGCUGUGUGUUUUUAAUUACUAAUUACACACAAUUUACAAAGUUAUAGGCCUACAGUUUGUGACUUUCACCAUUUGUUGUUUACGUAAUCCUUAAAAUAAUAUUUCAUAUCUGAAAAGUAAUUCUAUUAAAGCGUAUGUAAUGAAAAUAUUCUGACUGUUAUGAGAUUAUAUGUAUAGUCUAUCAUUCAAACAAAGGGACAGUUUGCUGCAAUGAACAAGCCAUCGGAUUUAUUGAAAUAAAAUUACUAUCUGAAGUCU